UCGACACAUUCUUCGUUUCGUAUAACAAGAAGAAAGGUGAACGUAGAAUCGUAACUUGUACUUAUCUCAUCCCAAUUCCUCUCGCGCAAUCGUGUUUGUACUGUUCAAUUUUCAUCGUUUUUAUUAAACAUAUCUAAUUAAUAAUGGCAACUCCAAAAGUGUGGGCAAAAAUACAACCUCUGGAAAGUCCUGUCAAUCUCCUAGACAUUACGACAGAGCAACUGGCCGUAAGCAUGCAAGAAAAAGAAUUGAAAAAAUACUUGGAUGAUGACAACACAAACAAUAUAGACAGACAGAUAGGAGAAACAUUUGAUGCAAGUGAUACUGGCAACGACGAAGUCAUAGCGUGUCUGUUACAAGCACAAUUUAAUGGAGAGUACAACACAAUGUUGAAACGCACAGAGGAAAAAUUCAAUCGUGAUUCAAAAGUGAGCAUUUCGUACAGUAAUUAUCGUAACUCUUCCCAUGAGAAGGAUGAGGAUAGUGUAGAUCCUAAUGUAGAUGACAGUAACAGAGACUUUGAUCGUUUCGUCAGCGUAGAGAAAGAGUAUGCUUCAAUACCACGGUGCGGCUAUAAGAAGAUGGGAAAGAACUCUCAGAUCAUCACAAAACACGACAUGUUGAUGUCUUCCAGAAUAAAUGCAUGCCGGGUGUUACAGUUCCCACCUGGAAUUGAGACCGGGGACACUGGUGGAUUCGAUGUGAAAUUGAAUAACAAAGUAUUCAAUACUUUGCGUGCUUACAGCCAGGCGCAACGUUCCAAGGAAAGAGCCAAAGUCUCUCCGAAAUCCAAAACCCAUCCGAAAUAGAAGGUCAAGAUCCAACAAAAUUUCUUCCCAACAGCAGUGUUCCAUAAUAUUGGUGAUGUUGCUUGAUAUCUUAUUUAUUAAAAAAAGUUCGCACACAAAAAAAAUAGAGAGGUAAAUUGAUAAAACGAUACGCAGAGAGAAUUCUAUCAAUUUACCACUACGCAGUUAAUAUUUUUCAAUGAUUUAAGAUAUCGAAUAUCCUUGCCGGUAAUAUCCUGAAAUCGUUGUUUUUGCCUGCUUACUGUAAAUACGUCAUGAUGCUUGCACAAUGUGACAAAACGAAUGAAUUUGUACAUAACUCAACCGAAUGUACAUUACAUGAAGCCUCCGAGAAAAGAAAAAUAAAUCUUGCAAUUGAAAACAUA
Linepithema humile (Argentine ant) is the source of this 1174-nucleotide messenger RNA. Its product is annotated as serine/threonine-protein kinase RIO3. The record is from RefSeq and is a predicted model, not a curated record. Lineage: Eukaryota; Metazoa; Arthropoda; Insecta; Hymenoptera; Formicidae.